AGAAAGAAAGAAAGAAAGAAAGAAAGAAAGAAAGAAAGAAAGAAAGAAAGAAAGAAAGAAAGAAAGAAAGAACUGGAAAGUUGGAGAUUUCAGAAUCAUAGUUGUGCAAUCAGUGUGCGAGGGAGAAGGGGCCAGCAAGUUCCUAGGAAUAGGUGGAGCGGGUUGACACUUUGCUGUUGGUAGAGGUCCAGUAACUUCUGUGUACUUAAAGUGUGCACGCACACACACACACACACACACACACACACACACACACACACACACACACACACACCCUAACAAUGAUAAACUACGUAACUUCUACGAAAAUGGAGAUUAUAGUGUGUCCCUGGGAAGAUGCUGAAUAUCUAUGUCUGAGAGAGUCAUAACGCUUUCUCCUCCAUAUGGGUUGGAACCUGUCAAGCCUUCCUGAAGGCAGGAGGUGGGAUGAAGCUGUUGUUUCUUUCUCCCUGGCCCUGUGAUCAAAUACCCCAUGGAGCAAGGCAGACUGCAAUCUUGGGGACAAAGGCGGUUCCACGUACUAUACUUUGACUACAAAUUUGAUGGAAGAAACUGAGAACAGGAUAAAGAAGGAAGAAUUUAUCAAUAAGCCUCAGUUUCCUCUAUCCCUAAAACCAGCUGCAUGAGAUAAGGGAGGGGAAUACCCAAGGCCCAGAUUGAGGAAACAGCUGCCCAAGGAGUUGAAAGUACUUUCUCACUUUACAAAGGACCAAACCAUGCCUUUUGGGAAAAGAUGGGUGGAACUAGAGGUGAUCACACUGCAUGAAAUAAGGAAGUGAAAUAAGGAAGUGAAAGAGAAUUACUGGACAGUGAGCUCAUAGGUGGAAGAUUAAGUAAAAGAACUGGUAAAAAGAAACUGAACUGAUAACUAGUUCCUGGACUUGGAAAAAAAGUGAUGGUGGUUACUGGAGGGAAGGAUACAAAGGCUUCUGCAAGGCACCAUGGCUAACAUUGCCAAGUCCUUCUACGACCUCAGUGCCAUCAGCCUGGAUGGGGAAAAGAUCGAUUUCAAUACCUUCCGAGGCAGGGUCGUGCUCAUUGAGAAUGUGGCCUCUCUCUGAGGCACAACCACGCGGGACUACACUCAACUCAAUGAGCUGCAAGCCCGCUUUCCCAGGCGCCUGGUGGUUCUCGGCUUCCCUUGCAACCAAUUUGGACAUCAGGAGAACUGUCAGAAUGAGGAGAUCCUGAACAGCCUCAAGUACGUCCGCCCGGGGGGUGGAUUCCAGCCCACCUUUACCCUUGCCCAGAAGUGUGAGGUGAAUGGUCAGAAUGAGCAUCCAGUCUUCGCCUACCUGAAGGAUAAGCUCCCCUACCCCUACGACGACCCCUCUUCUCUCAUGACCGAUCCCAAGUUCAUCAUUUGGAGCCCCGUGCGGCGCUCCGAUGUGGCCUGGAACUUUGAGAAGUUCCUUAUCGGGCCAGAGGGGGAGCCCUUCCGCCGCUACAGCCGCACCUUCCAGACCAUCGACAUAGGGCCGGACAUCACGCGCCUCCUCAAAGUGGCCAUAUAGAAGAGAGCGGCUCAGCGCCCCCAUCUCUCCACCCAGCCUCUUGUGAACCUUCCUCGGAUUCAGCGUGCCUUCAGGACACGCUGCUGGAGCACGGCUUCCCUUGACAUCGGUCUCCUGUGCGUUAGAAUUUUGCCCUUCCUGUCUGCCCGUUUCCUUCCCCGUUCCCCCCAACUUUCUGGUGGGUGAUGCAACUCGGAUUCCCAAAGCUGGGGCAAACUCUGGGCCUUCGCAGAAUGAUGGCACCUCCCUAAAUCCAUGGGGUGGUGUCUGAGGCGUGCGAGGGCCUGGAAACAGCCUGCUAGACAAGUCUAAUAAAAGAACCAGUGUGGAAAAACA
Messenger RNA from Sorex araneus (European shrew), 1850 nucleotides. RefSeq names its product glutathione peroxidase 2 (gene GPX2). The record is from RefSeq and is a predicted model, not a curated record. The transcript has 3 exons. Lineage: Eukaryota; Metazoa; Chordata; Mammalia; Eulipotyphla; Soricidae. Gene Ontology annotation, biological process: response to oxidative stress. Gene Ontology annotation, molecular function: glutathione peroxidase activity.